Molecule: messenger RNA, 1995 nt
Organism: Lodderomyces elongisporus
Lineage: Eukaryota; Fungi; Ascomycota; Pichiomycetes; Serinales; Debaryomycetaceae
Gene: DED1
Product: DEAD-box ATP-dependent RNA helicase
Exons: 1
Coding region: 1-1995 (664 amino acids)
Cellular component (GO): nucleus
Molecular function (GO): ATP binding; RNA helicase activity; RNA binding
Source: RefSeq, a predicted model, not a curated record
AUGUCUGACAUUAGUCAACAGAUGAAUAACUUGAGCGUUCAAGAUAACAAUAAACCCAAUGGUAAUGGGUAUUCAGGUCAACCGCAACAACAAUCGGGAAGAAGACAAUAUGUGCCACCACACUUGAGAAACAGGUCAUCUCAUCAGCCAUCUUCCAAUGGUGCAAACGGUGAUAUUCCUUUUGGAGGAUCACGUCGUUCUGACUAUGGUGGUGGUAGAGGUGGUUUUGGUUUUGGUGGUGGUAGUAACGGCGGCGGUAGCGGCCCAUCAGGUGGGUACAGAAACGGUGGCGCUAGAGGCGGAUCAAGAGGUGGUUUUGGUGGUGGAAGAUACCAAAGACCUACACCAGGUGUUGGUAGAUGGGUUGACGGCAAGCACGAACCUGCACCUCGUAACGAUAGAUUGGAACUUGAAUUGUUUGGUGUUGCUGAAGACACCCUGUUUCAAUCAUCAGGUAUCAACUUUGACAACUACGAUGACAUUCCUGUUGAGGCCAGUGGUGAAGGUGUUCCUGAACCAAUCAACUCAUUCACUGCACCACCUUUGGACGAAUUGUUAGUUGAAAACAUUAAAUUGUCUCGUUUCACCAAACCAACCCCAGUUCAGAAAUACUCAGUGCCAAUUGUUGCUGCCGGCAGAGACUUGAUGGCAUGUGCUCAAACUGGUUCAGGUAAGACUGGUGGUUUCCUUUUCCCAGUAUUGUCAGAGUCCUAUAUGAAUGGUCCUGCUCCAAUUCCUGAGUCGACUGGUGCCUUUUCAUCACACAAGGUUUACCCAACAAUUCUUGUUAUGGCUCCAACAAGAGAGUUGGUUUCGCAAAUUUAUGACGAAAGUAAAAAGUUUGCUUAUAGAUCAUGGGUCCGUCCAUGUGUUGUUUAUGGUGGUGCUGAUAUUGGUAACCAAAUUAGACAAUUGGACAGAGGUUGCGACUUGUUGGUUGCUACUCCAGGUCGUCUUAAGGAUUUGUUGGAGAGAGGUAGAGUCUCCUUGGCAAACAUCAAGUACCUUGUCUUGGACGAAGCCGACAGAAUGUUGGAUAUGGGAUUUGAACCACAAAUCAGACACAUUGUUCAAGAGUGUGACAUGCCAGAUGUCCAAGAUAGACAAACAUUGAUGUUUUCAGCUACUUUCCCUAGAGACAUUCAAAUGUUGGCACGUGACUUUUUGAAAGAUUACAUUUUCCUUUCUGUUGGUAGAGUUGGUUCUACUUCAGAGAAUAUCACACAAAAGGUUUUGUAUGUCGAAGACGAGGAAAAGAAGUCUGUUAUUUUGGACUUGUUGAAUGCAAACAGCGAAGGUUUGACCAUUGUGUUUACAGAGACUAAGAGAAUGGCUGACAACUUGGCAGACUUUUUGUAUGACCAAGGAUUCCCAGCAACAGCAAUUCACGGUGAUAGAUCUCAAUACGAAAGAGAAAAGGCACUUGCUGCAUUUAAAUCUGGUCAAGCGCCUAUCUUGGUUGCUACUGCGGUUGCAGCUAGAGGUUUGGAUAUUCCAAAUGUUUCACACGUCAUCAACUAUGACUUGCCAAGUGACAUUGAUGACUAUGUUCAUAGAAUCGGUCGUACUGGUCGUGCUGGUAACGUUGGUAUUGCCACUGCAUUCUUUAACAGAAACAACAAAAACAUUGUCAAGGGAAUGCUUGACUUGUUGACGGAGGCUAACCAAGAAGUUCCAGAUUUCUUGAACAAGAUUGCUAGAGAAUCAGCAUUUGGUAGACCAGGUCGUGGAUCUUCACGCGGAGGUGGUGCUGGUGGUUUUGGCGGCUCUCGUGGCGGAGCUAACAGAGACUUUAGAAGAGCCGGCGGUGCUAGCGGUUCAUCAAGCUCUGGUUGGGGUAACAGCUCUAGCAGUGGCUGGGGUGGUUCAGGCAACUCUGGUUGGGGCAACUCUAACGGUUACUCCAACGGCGGAGGUUCUUAUGGUGGCUCUCGUUCAAGCUUCAAUGACAAUUCAAGCUACGGUAACCCAUCGUCCCAAAACUCAUGGUGGUAG